Messenger RNA from Stegostoma tigrinum, 3711 nucleotides. RefSeq names its product MAF bZIP transcription factor Aa (gene mafaa). Gene Ontology annotation, biological process: regulation of transcription by RNA polymerase II. Gene Ontology annotation, cellular component: nucleus. Lineage: Eukaryota; Metazoa; Chordata; Chondrichthyes; Orectolobiformes; Stegostomatidae. The transcript has a single exon. Bases 710 to 1537 code for a protein of 275 amino acids. The record is from RefSeq and is a predicted model, not a curated record. Gene Ontology annotation, molecular function: RNA polymerase II cis-regulatory region sequence-specific DNA binding; DNA-binding transcription factor activity, RNA polymerase II-specific.
GGAGUGAGUAUGUGACACUGGUACAAACAAAAAACACACACAAGCUCCAAUUGACACACUUCCAAUUCAAAAGGCAGCCGCGGCGGGGAGUCCGAUGGUUAACUUGUUCCUGAAAGCGGAACACUUCACCCGGGCUGCUCGGAUGCAGCAACUCUGCCUUUCUUGAGCCAGAAGGAGGGAGCCCACCUGGAGGUGGUAUCGCACUAGGUCUUUACUCCGGACGCUCGAUCGUAAAGUUUUCCGCGGCAGGCCAGCGACGAGAAGUCCCCUUCCUUUACAUGCAGUGGCGAAACUUCGCAACUGGGGAGCAGCAAAAUAGGGAAGAGGGCGAGGAGUAAGAGCAGUGGGAGAGUUGACUGCAAGCAGUAAGCCACAUGAGACAAGGAAAAGCUCUUUUGAUCCUUAAAUAAAGUAAUUUUAAGCUGAGUUGCCGUAUGCACAAGAACUGCUAUUUUCAGACAAGGUAAACAAAAAAAUCUUAUUUUUAAUUUGAUUUUUUUAAACAAAAAAUUGCAUGCAGUAGGAAGGAAAAUUGGAAAGGAGUUUAAUCAGGAAGAUCCUUUCCAGGACCUGAGACUGGUUGUAACACCCUGGACACCCGGUGUCUGGAGUCCCUUUUCUGUAACUUGCCGGCCGGUGUGCUCCUGUUGUUAUUUUCUCUCUCUCUCUCUCCCCCUCUCUCUCUCUCUCCUAAAUAUAUGAACUUGCAAUGGCCUCCGACCUCGGCAUGAGCACCGACCUGCCCACCAGCCCCUUGGCGAUUGAGUACGUCAAUGACUUCGAUCUGAUGAAGUUCGAGGUGAAGAAGGAGCCCCCCGAAGCCGAGCGUUACUGCAACCGGCUGCCGGGCUCGCUGUCCUCCACGCCGAUCAGCACGCCGUGCAGCUCGGUGCCUUCCUCGCCUAGCCUGUGCGCCCCUAGCCCGGGGGGUGCCAGCAAAGCUCACCAGCUGGAGGACCUGUACUGGAUCAGCAGCUACCAGCACCACCUCAACCCCGAGGCCCUGAACCUCACCCCCGAGGACGCGGUGGAAGCGCUGAUCGGCAGCUCGCAGGCUCACCACCACUUCGAGGGCUACCGGGCGCAGCAGUACCCCGGCGAGGAGGUGCCCGUCAGCGGCCACCACCCGCACCCUGCCCCACCGCACCAUCACCACCACCAUUUGCGCCUGGAGGAUCGCUUCUCCGACGACCAGCUGGUGAGCAUGUCGGUGCGGGAGCUCAACAGGCAGCUGCGGGGCUUCAGCAAGGAGGAGGUGAUCCGCCUGAAGCAGAAAAGGAGGACCCUGAAGAACCGGGGCUACGCUCAGUCCUGCCGCUACAAGAGGGUCCAGCAGCGGCACAUGCUGGAGAGCGAAAAGUCCCUGCUCCAGCAGCAGGUCGACCAGCUCAAGCAAGAGGUGGCCAGGCUGACCAAGGAGAGGGACGUCUAUAAGGAGAAGUAUGAGAAGAUGACCAGCAGGAGCUAUAGGGAGCCAACUACAAUGCCCCCCAACCCAGGCAAAAACACUCCCUCUUCCAACGAGUUCUUCAUGUGAAUGGGGAGGGGGAUGCACUGGAUCAGGCGGUGAAAACAAAAACAACACUUUCUUUUUGAUGUGACUUCAACAAAACCUUUCCUGGAAAAGGAAACGAAAAGACUGUUGUAAAUAACUUUUGAAAACAAAGACACAUAAGUGGGACAUAUUGUACAGAUGCUUCCAGUUUAGUUUGGCUGAUAUGUGGAAACGUUACCGUCUCAUUUCGGAAGGGGACAGUAUUGGAAAAUGGAAGUUUUAAAAAAAAAACAAAGAACACUUUACUGGUGAAAAAUAUAUUUAAGAGAAAGAAAAGCGAAAGAAAGCUUACAAACUCAGUAAGGAGAAAGAGGAGAGUGAAUGAACCAAAAGGAGGAAUAUGUACAAAAAGGACUAAGAACUUUCACAGGGGCAAAAACAGACUCUGAAUCUCGAGAGAAACGUUACGAAAAAAAUUGUGCGUUUCAAGCAAAAGUGGACUUUUAAAAUCCAAUCCAAUCCUGCAUGCUGGACAUGUACGGCGUUUAAAGUACUUUCUCCUUUUUUUUGUACCCAAUCCUGUUGGGAGGGAGAGAAAAAAAAGCAUGACUUCUUGUUUUAAUUUUAAUUUCACUUCAUUUCUGAGCAUCAUUAGAGAUCAACACCAGGAUUAAACAGUCAUGUCGCAGACUAAUGUUUGAAAAUGCUGUAAAUGUCCUGUAACAGAGUAGGGAAAUCACAGGGAGAUAUGACUUUGCAAGUGAUCUCACCCUUUGGGAUGAGUUGGGCUGGGUGCGGCUGCUGUAGGAUUUUGCAUUUUUCCUUUCAAAAAGAAAUACUGUACAAAGCCAGGGUUAGAAGAAAAAAAUUAAGUAACUUGAAUAUUUAACUGCAUUAGACUUGUACAUAGAAUGAUUUAAGUAUCUGCCCUUUUCAUUUUUGAGCUAUAUUUUGCUUGAUCGAAUCUUAAAGAACUUUAUAAGUAAGAGCAUGCAGAUAAUGUAAAGAAAUGAAAAUGAAAGUCAUUUAAAAUGUAGAUAAAAAGCCUACUGCACUAUCGGAAGCCGAAUUUGUUUUUAUAAAUAAGGCUUGUUUUUAUUUAAAAGAAACUUUGUUUUUAACUUAUUAUUGUUGAGAUGAUUGCUGUUUUUAGUCUUGGGUUGGAGAUGAGUUGGGGGGUUUGGGAUGGAGGGAGGGGGGUGUUUAGAAGGAUAUAGCUCAGGUUUUAAAAAUCAGUGUGUUUUGUUUUAAAUCGGAUAGGAAUUACAUUUUUCCCAUUAUUGCGGGACAGAAGUCUUUGUAGGAAAUUGCUCAUUGUUGUGUUGGGGUGGGUGCAGAAUCUUUACUGAAAGGGAUGAGGGAGGCAUUGGAUUAAUGUUGUCAGAUGCCAGAUAUUGGUAAACACAUCUUGGGCUUUUCUAAAAAGAUGAUCAAUGACAGUGAAAUUUGGAUAUUGCCAGCGAUUAGAUGAUGUUACUUAACUCUGACCUACUGUAGGAAUUUCUGGAAAAUUUCAUGAAUUGAAAAAAGUUUGGGAAUUUAUACUAAUUUUAAACAUAAGCUCAGCUUCAAAAUUCCACUCCAUUUAUCUUACACAUGAUUGAAAGAUCAGAGUGUUUUAUAAUUGAAACAAAGUGACUAUAAAUGAAUCACGAUUGGGUUUUGAAAAAGAAGACAUCGAAUAUUAUUUUGUUUCCUUGCCCCAGCCACCAACAAGCUCUUUUGUCUUUACUGUUUCAGUGGGAUGGGUUUGGGGAACAGAGACAAAUGAUUCAGUUGUGAAUGAGAAGAUUCUAGAAUGGGUAUUGUUAAUAGGAGGGGAGAAAAAGAAGAAUGAUGGGAACUGAUGCAAACAGGUUAUUGAAAAUAAUUCUAAAAAAAGUUAAAUCCAAUGUGGCAGGUGCCAUACUGUACAGUGCAGUGUCAUCUCUAUUUAUUUAUAUAAGUAAUAUGGACUCUUUUAUGUAAAUUUAGUCAACUAAAUAUUUGGUUGUAAAUAUUUUAUUUCUCCCUGGCAAAGAGGGUGAGGCACCAGUUUUGCUGCAUGCUCACUCUAUUUUUGAAGAACACCAAAAAAAUUGGUUUGGCGGCUUAAUUCUAUUGCUACGUUUGUGAAAGGAGAAUAUUUAGCACAGCAGGUGCCAGAUUUGUAAAACCUGCAACAGAGAAUUGUUUUUAUUCCCCCCCGCCCCGAACCCCAUUUGCUGGCGCUUGCA